Messenger RNA from Gossypium raimondii (Peruvian cotton), 791 nucleotides. Its product is annotated as calmodulin. Lineage: Eukaryota; Viridiplantae; Streptophyta; Magnoliopsida; Malvales; Malvaceae. The coding region runs from base 103 to 552 and encodes 149 amino acids. The transcript is spliced from 2 exons. Gene Ontology annotation, molecular function: calcium ion binding; enzyme regulator activity. The record is from RefSeq and is a predicted model, not a curated record.
CUUUCUAUAUUUUCCACAUUUCCCACCUCGCACGUUGUCUUCAUUUUCCUCCUCGAUUUUUCUCUCUCCCCAUUUCCGAGAAAAUAGUACAAAGAAAAGAAAAUGGCCGAUCAGCUUACCGACGAACAGAUCUCUGAGUUCAAGGAGGCCUUUAGCCUCUUCGACAAGGAUGGCGAUGGGUGCAUUACUACCAAGGAGCUGGGAACCGUGAUGCGAUCACUUGGGCAGAACCCAACUGAGGCAGAACUUCAAGAUAUGAUAAACGAAGUUGACGCCGAUGGAAAUGGGACCAUUGAUUUCCCGGAAUUCCUUAACCUGAUGGCAAGAAAGAUGAAAGAUACCGACUCAGAAGAGGAACUUAAAGAAGCAUUCAGGGUGUUCGACAAGGACCAGAAUGGUUUCAUAUCUGCUGCCGAGCUCCGUCAUGUCAUGACAAAUCUUGGUGAAAAGCUUACAGAUGAGGAAGUUGAUGAGAUGAUCCGUGAAGCUGAUGUUGAUGGUGAUGGGCAGAUCAACUACGAUGAGUUCGUCAAGGUCAUGAUGGCCAAGUAAGAACCUCUCUGUCUAACCAUAAUCGAGCCAAAACCGGUGAAAACCCCCCCCAAAAAAAAAAAAAACCAGGGCAGACCAGUUUGCUAAAAUUUAUAUUUCCUUGGUAGGACAUAAAUGUUUUUAUUGUACUAGUUUUUGAUUGUGGGUUUCAUGUUUACAUACUAUUUCUUACUUGUUUGCCCUGUAUUUUUUUGUUCAUUACUGUCCCUAUCAUUAUACAUUUGGUGCUUUUAUUUCUA